AUGAGAGCCAAGAAAGAUCUUCACAAAUUGUUCGCUCACUUUUUUUUAAUACUUGUCUAUUGUUUACUUGGAGCUGUUAUUUUCUAUGCGAUCGAGCAUAAAGGAUUUUACAAAAAGGAGCUUGCCAGAAAGAGACGGCUGUAUAAUAAAACCAAAGCUGAAAUUUUGAUUAGAUUUGGCCUAAAUGAAUCGGAAUUUGAGACACUUGUAGAAAACGUUGUUGACGCUCGAUCGCCUACACCAUCCGAGUGGACAUUUUUGAGAGGAAUUGAUUUAUGCUGGCAAACUGUCACAACUAUAGGAUACGGCAACAAGACACCUAGGUCACUUACUGGUCAACUGUUUAUCAUACCUUUCGCUUCUAUUGGAAUCCCGCUCACAGUGUGUAUGUUAAAUAGUAUUGGUCAAAAUAUUUGUUAUUUCGUUGAGUUGCUUGUGAAGUUGAUAGAGAAAAAAUUACGGAGGAAAGAUACUAUUGAGUUUCUCAAGGUUAAGUUAAUGUUUUCUGUCUUUCUGCUUGUUCUUCUUCUUGUUGUCAUGGCUGUUGUGAGUAUUUUUGGGGAAAAAUGGAGUUUUGGAAAAGGUAUUUAUGUUUGGUUCGUAACAUUCACUACCAUUGGUUUUGGAGAUUUUAUACCUGGAAAUGCAUCUGAUUCCAAAGAUACUGGAAUGGCCAUUGUGUAUCGAUGUGCGGGUGUUCUGCUAGGUCUUAGCUUGGUGUCCACGCUUUUUAAUGCAUUCAUAGAUUUUUAGAGGAGAAGCAGGGAAACGCCAAUUCGAAAUCUAUGGUUGGAUAUCUUAUGUCUGCCUUUUGCUAUCGUAAAAGAGCAACCGAUAUUGUCAAUGAUGAAAAAGGAGCAAGGGAAUUGGCAGAGAGCAUAACACAAACAAACGCUCAUUAACAAUAUCCUCAUAUUGCGUGGAUAGCGGUAAAGUGCGGCGUCUCGCUUUUAUUUGAAGUUGAAUAUAUGUCGUAUUAGCAGUCAAGGAUUUUUGUGAUACGUAUUUUCUGAGUAAACUGUAAAAUUAAUUAAUCCAUGAAAAAACGAGAAACGUGGAAUAUUAUUCACUGAAAUAACAUAAGUAAAUUUAUUGCAGUUUGUCAUAAAAUGGUUGACCAAAUUCUUUAUGAAAUCAUUAACAACCUUUUUUUCAUGAAAACAUAUAAAUGAACAUUUGUAAAAGUAAUAACGAAUUAACUAUAAACUAAUACUUGAAAUUGUGAUUUUUGAGUUUUUAACUUA
Molecule: messenger RNA, 1244 nt
Organism: Xenia sp. Carnegie-2017
Lineage: Eukaryota; Metazoa; Cnidaria; Anthozoa; Malacalcyonacea; Xeniidae
Product: potassium channel subfamily K member 16-like
Biological process (GO): stabilization of membrane potential; potassium ion transmembrane transport
Cellular component (GO): membrane
Molecular function (GO): potassium ion leak channel activity
Source: RefSeq, a predicted model, not a curated record